Metschnikowia bicuspidata var. bicuspidata NRRL YB-4993 is the source of this 330-nucleotide messenger RNA. RefSeq names its product translation initiation factor eIF1 (gene SUI1). The transcript has 2 exons. Lineage: Eukaryota; Fungi; Ascomycota; Pichiomycetes; Serinales; Metschnikowiaceae. Bases 1 to 330 code for a protein of 109 amino acids. The record is from RefSeq and is a predicted model, not a curated record. Gene Ontology annotation, molecular function: ribosomal small subunit binding; translation initiation factor activity; RNA binding. Gene Ontology annotation, biological process: translational initiation. Gene Ontology annotation, cellular component: eukaryotic 43S preinitiation complex.
AUGUCUACUAUCCAAAACUUAAACUCAUUUGAUCCUUUUGCCGACACCGGUGAUACCGAAGCUCAGGAAAAUAACUACAUCCAUAUCCGUAUCCAGCAGCGUAACGGUCGUAAGACCUUGACGACUGUGCAGGGAUUGCCCACCGAGUAUGAUUUGAAGAAAAUCUUGAAGGUGUUGAAGAAGGACUUUGCCUGUAACGGAAGUAUUGUGAAGGACACGGCUUUGGGUGAGGUUAUCCAGUUGCAAGGAGAUCAGAGAGUUAAAGUGUCGGAGUUUUUGACGGGCCAGUUGGCCUUGCCCAAGAAGAAAAUCAAGAUCCACGGUUUCUGA